Dermacentor silvarum is the source of this 2920-nucleotide messenger RNA. RefSeq names its product MBT domain-containing protein 1-like. The transcript is spliced from 20 exons. Gene Ontology annotation, biological process: regulation of DNA-templated transcription; heterochromatin formation. Gene Ontology annotation, cellular component: nucleus. Gene Ontology annotation, molecular function: zinc ion binding. The record is from RefSeq and is a predicted model, not a curated record. NCBI's taxonomy places the organism in Eukaryota, Metazoa, Arthropoda, Arachnida, Ixodida, Ixodidae. Bases 158 to 2491 code for a protein of 777 amino acids.
ACUGCAUAAAAUAGAUCGCGCCAGUCAGCCCGCCCGUAGCAUAGUGGCUCUUCCCACUUUUCUUUUGGAGGAGAGUUUGUUACUGCCGCAUAAUUCCAAACCCGAGCUGCGUUUUCACCGCUGGCUGCCAACAACGAUGUUUUCCAUACUGUGAGAGAUGAUGACCGGACGAGGCGUCGUCGACGAUGAUGACGACGAGACUACAAGCUCGAGCGAAGGCAGCAGCUCCUCUUCGGACAGCGAGGCCAGCGAGGCUCCUCCGAGCGCGCACAACGGCACGAAGGCGGCCGUUCCCCCCAUCCGUAAAGAUGGCAUGGCUGUCUGUGAGCGAUGUGGGACUGUCGGUGUGAAACAUGCAUUCUACUCCAAGACCAAGCGUUACUGCAGCGUCCUCUGCUCUCGGGGGCUUGUCCGAGCUGGGGGUGGAAAGACGUCAUCCUCGCAGAACCUGACCAAGCGUCCUGUGCCACAAGCACAGCGAAAUGCUCCACACAUAUUAAAGCCCAAAUAUGAAAUGGUUACUUCCUUUGACUGGAAGCCCUACCUGACCAAGAGUGACUUUGUGGCAGCCCCCGUUUCCUGUUUUAAGCAUGUUGCCUUUGCUGAUUGUUGGGAUAACGUGACUGUCGGGAUGAAGGUCGAGGUUGAAAACAGGGACUGUGAGAGCUUCAAGCACAUCUUCACCAGCUUCUACUGGAUUGCUACUGUGGUCAAGAUAGCUGGCUACAUGGCCAAGCUUCGAUACGAAGGGUUUGGAAUGGAUGACAGCAAGGACUUCUGGGUCAACCUCUGCGUCGAUGCAGUGUAUCCAGUGGGCUGGUGCGCAUCACAGGGAAAGCCUCUUAUACCACCAAAGACGAUUGAGCACAAGCAUGGCGACUGGAAGCAGUUCCUGGUCAAGCGGCUGACAGGCGCUCGUACUCUCCCAACAAACUUUCAUGCCAAGGUUCGCGAGUGCAUUCGUGGCCAGUUCCCCAUCGGGCUGCGGCUGGAAGUGGUGGACAAGAAGCGCAUCUCCUCAGUCAGGGUGGCUCGCGUGACCCACUGUGUGGGAGGCCGCAUCCACAUAGCGUAUGAGGGUCUUGAGGAUGACGGCUUCUGGUGCCACGAGCGCUCGCCACUCAUCCACCCCAUUGGCUGGGCGCAGGUCAUUGGCCAUGAUCUGAGAGCAUCGCCUGAGUAUGCAAAGGCGUCACUUGAAAAGGCACUCUUGAGAAAAUGUGAACCUGACGAAGCAUCGUGGGACAUGUUCCCACCUGUGCACACACCGCAAUGUGAGCUGAAAUUCAAAGAAGGCAUGAAGCUGGAGGCCAUUGACCCCCUCAAUCUGUCCACCAUCUGCGUUGCCACGGUGACUAAAGUCCUGCGCAACAACUAUCUCAUGAUUGGCAUCGAUGGCAUGAUGGCUGCCAACGGCUCUGACUGGUUCUGCUACCACGCCUCAUCACCCUGCAUUUUUCCUGUGGGUUUCUGCGAGCUCAAUGGAAUUGAGCUGACACCACCAAGAGGUCACAAAGGAGAGUUCCGCUGGUUUGACUAUCUUCGGCAAACUAAGUCUGUCGCAGCACCUGUGUCCCUUUUUAAAAAGGAUAUACCCAAGCAUGGCUUCCAGGAGGGCAUGCAUGCCGAGGCGGUGGACCUGAUGGAGCCGCGCCUCAUCUGCGUUGGUCGUGUGACCAAGGUGGUAGGCCGGCUGCUACGGGUGCACUUUGACGGCUGGGAGGAAAGCUAUGACCAGUGGUGUGACUGCGAGAGCCCCGACCUGUUUCCUGUUGGCUGGUGCCAGAUGGUCCAGUAUCCCCUGGAACCGCCCAGGCAGACCGAUACCAGCUUUCUCAAGAAGAAGAAAAAGUACCAGAGCUACAAGGGCCCCCGCAGAAGUGAGUUUCGAACUCAAGAACCGACCCAAAAAAAGAAGAUGCGCUUCAUGCCUGGAAGCCGCAAGAGUGGGGGAACCAUCAAAGGUGGAUCUCCCGGUGAUGAUCUCUAUGGCGACGAUGAUGUCCACGCCAAAGCUGAUGUUGAUGACAUGGUCACGUCAUCAUCUGAUGCAAGUGCGCUGAACCGUUCGGACACCAGUAUCGGUGCCAGCCCACAGUCGACCGCAGCCAUGAGGACAAGGACAGGGUCGGGUGCACUGAAGGUCAGGACAGCAUCUGCAAAUAAAUCAAAUAAGCCGUUGGAAGUAGGCGAGGAAGUGGAAGAGGAACGAGUGCAGACACGAGGCGGCCUUGGGCUGAGCGUGUCCCUGAGCAGCCUGCACCCCCGGCGCUGGGGUGUGGCACACGUGGCGCGCUUCCUGCGGCUCAAUGACUGCGCUUCCUACUGCCAGGGCUUCUGCCGGCAGAAGGUUGACGGAGCGCAACUUCUGGAGCUGACCAAAGAAUCUGUCAUGGCCCUGACCGACAUGAAGGUGGGGCCUUCGCUCAAGAUCUUCGACCUGAUUCAGCAACUCAAGGCAGAGUUCAGGGGUAAAGACUGUCUCAAUUGAAGCUUCCCGAAGGAGAGGCCUGCCACUUUCUUGAGCCCACAAGGGGGUUGCCGAACCGGGGUCAUAAGACAAUCCCCAGUCCCACUAUACCUUUAAAACAUCAUUUUUUCUAUAAUUUCGAUUUUGCAUCAGACAAUUGUUUGGCUGCACAUGUCAUGUGCUUCCGUUUACACUUGUGUUCUAGAGUUGAGUGCAAUUCGUGAUGUGCUGAAAAAUCAUGCAUCACCUCCCAUCAUGUUUCUCUCAUUUGCUGAAUGCUACCAAGUAAGCAGCUUAUUUUUUUUUUUUUUUCUUCUAUCUACUGUCUCCUCUGCAUGUACAUUCUUUGAGUGCAGUGUCACAGAUGCGCAGUGCUGGUUGUGAAGCUGUCCAUGUCCAAGUUUCACAGAGGGAACCUAUUUGCAAAUAAAAUGAGCCUUUCGAAACAAA